Trichobilharzia szidati is the source of this 228-nucleotide messenger RNA. NCBI's taxonomy places the organism in Eukaryota, Metazoa, Platyhelminthes, Trematoda, Strigeidida, Schistosomatidae. The record is from the annotation of a GenBank genome assembly.
AUGGAAGCAAGUGCGAAGACUGGUAAUACCAAAGCUGCUGCUGCCAAAAGGCCACGAAAGCCUGAAGGCCUUCGUAUCAAAGAGAAAAUUCGACGACGGAAGCUGAUCACCACAACUCGUAGGAAAAUAUUACAGCGAUUGAAGCACAUAAAGCUGAAAGGUCUGAUGAAGCAGCGUGCGGAAAAGUAUAUGCAUAAUGCAGAAGAAAGAAGUUGCUAUGCAGCGUGA